CCGCACCGUCGCAUUUAAGUAGUGUAUUUUGUUAACAAUUCCUUGGUUGACUGAGUUUCAUUUGUAUUUCCGCUUAGCCUUUUGGAGCUUAUGAUGAUUACUCUCCAGAUGGGUUCUGAUGAAUGGAAGCUAACCAAGAAAAGGAAGUGCAAUCAAGCUGAAGAUGAUGAAGAAAAACAGCCCACAAAUUACUUAGAUUCCCUUCCUCAGGAACUGGCUGUUGAUAUCAUCUCCAGGCUGCCCAUAAAAUCCCUCAUCCAAUCAAGGUUCGUUUGUAAGUUUUGGCAAAACUUGUCAUAUGAUCCACAUCUUGUUAGUUUGCAUCUGUCCAAGGUUUUGAGCAGCAAUUUUCAUUAUUUCAUCUUUCAUUGUGAUGUCCCAAUUAAGAAUCAGCUCUACUUUGUUGAAUUUUUCAAUGAAAAAGAUGAUGAUGGCAGUACUAAAUUAGAGAAAGUGAGAAAAUUUGAUACGCCUUUUUCUUCCUCGAUGCCUGAAUUUAAUGUGAUUGGGUCUUGCAAUGGUAUCCUCUGCCUUGAGAACUCCUUGUUUGAGGAAGGCCUGUAUUUGUACAACCCUUUUACUCAGGACUACUCAGAAUUGCCUAAAUCCACAGUUUAUCAGGAUCAGUUUGUGAUGUAUGGAUUUGGAUUUCAUCCCGUUACAAAUGAACACAAAUUGGUUAGAAUCGCUUAUUAUCCCACCACUUUUGAUGUCAACAUCGUGGCGCCUUCUCGCCGGUUUGCAUUGAGUCGAGAUAUGAAAUCAGAUGUCCAAAUUUUUACUCUAGGCAGUAACAGAUGGAGAAGUAUUGGAAGAGCACCUUUUGUGUUUCAGAAAGGGUCGAAUCCAGUUCUGCUGAAUGGAAGGUUGCAUUGGACUACCUGUUACGGGGUGCAUCACGGCCGGCCAGCAAACCGGCUUAUUGUCUCAUUCGAUUUAGCAGAUGAGACAUUCAGAGAGGUUCCGGGUCCUGAAUUGAAUCAUCGCAUCAGCAGGCUGAAUUACCAUCUUGCAGUUUUGGGAGAAUAUCUGUGUGUUGCUGUGCCUUUGCAUCGGGUUCCGGGGACUUUAGAUCUUUGGAUUAUGAGGGAAUACAACAGGAAAGAGUCUUGGGUGAAGGAGAUCACGGUUGGAGGUUAUACUCCUACUUUGAGGACUCAAGAAAUUCAGAGAUCAUAUGGGAUUUGGAGUCGCGGGAAGAUGGUUCGAGUUCUAUGCUUGUUACGCGAUGGAGAAAUCCUUCUGGAGUACAAAGGAGGCUCUCUGGUUUCUUACAAUCCAGGAACAGGAAUGUUUUUGGAUAUAACAUUUCCUGGACUUCCUCUUCCAUCCAAAACCAUCAUUCAUGUUGGCACCCUUAACAGAGUUGCCUCUCCUUCCCAGAUACAGAUCAUUCCCUAAUGUUGUGAGCUAGAAUGCCUGAAACAAUUGUUGGUUUUGGAAUACCCUGAUUGUUAUAUACAUACAAACUAUAAUGUACAGGUCCCGAUUUUUACUCUUCUUUUUUUUUUUUUUUUUACUAGAUAUGAUAAUUGAUGGCAAGUUUGUUUCACUUUUUGCUUCAUUAGACGCAGCUGCAGUAACUUAGUAGAGAGGGUAAUUCAGUUUUAAGCCUAACAUUCUUGACCCAAAGAAAAGAAGACUGCUUUUCUGAUUCUUGUCGGAGAUGAGCAAUCUCCAAUGAAGCUAGACGAUAGAUAUCGGAACUACAUAUGAAACAGAAACUACAUGAAACUCCGGUCAAUUACACUUCCACAGAAACCCUCUUUCUGUGCACAUUAGUACGCGGCAGACAGAUAUAUCAUCAGAUGAGGUCAUCACUUGGUGUUGUUCCGAUGCACAAAGCAAUCCAGUUUGUUCUGUUAUGGUUCGUAUUCCAUGCAUCUAUUCAUGGUGGUGUUGUUGCGACCGAUCCUUUUGAUUCAAGGACUGAAUGUGAAGUGCUGUGAUUCCAUAAAUAGUGUUUUUAGACAUGUUUCCAGAAAAUGUAAUGCAAAUCUAUGUCAUCAUGCGAGUUGAGUGUUUUUCAGUUUAUCAAUCUUUUAGAGCGCAGAUGUGAAGGUGGAGGGAGGGAAAGGACUCGAAGAAAUCUCAUAAGCCUCAAAUCAACCAACCAACAAAUACUAGUUGACAAGAAUGUUCAUUAAGCUUACGUCUUCUCGCAAAGCAUGGAAUUGUAUACCACAUUAAGUACCAAUUUGCCUAUUUCUUCCCUCAGUUGUUCAAGAUCAUUUGAUACAUUUGUGACCGCUUUGGUGGUGAUUACACUUCUAAAUCACAAGGCACUAUAAACUACAACAGCAACCACAACCAUAAUAUUUUUUCCCUGCAUAAUAAGCAGUUGUGUAUAAAUCACGAGUACCGAGAUCUAGUUUCCGUUUUCAGAAAGCGAAAAUAUUCCUGCUGGACCAUCUCCCCUCCAUUAACUGGAUCAAACUUGCACUUAUAGAAACUGUUUUCAGAAAGCGAAAAUAUUCCUGCUGGACCAUCUCCCCUCCAUUAACUGGAUCAAACUUGCACUUAUAGAAACUGUCGAUGCCAUCCCAGAUUAAAAUUGAUCAGGGGAAUCCAAAAUUGCAUCUUUUAGAAGGAAUCGACAACAAAAAAACAUGCUUGUACGGAUCAACCAAUACCGCAACUCACACUAGACAUUAAUUUGAGCAGAAAUACCACACUCGGAUAAGGCAGGUUAGUUCAGAAUCAAGGUGAAAAAUCACAUGCCUCCCAUCCAUGCCAACAAUGACAACAGUUACUCUGGGAAUCAAAUUCUGCAAUGAAAUAUGUGGUCUCUGGUAAAUCGAACUGUGUGAAUGACCACUCUGAAGGAAAUACCCCUGAAAAUGAAAAAUUAACUUCAAUUACAAUUCUAUUCCACUUGGACGAUAAUAACCUAUUGCUUAUGUAGAGGACAUUAUUAGAAAUCGUUUCCAGUCUAUUAUACUAGGAUCACUAAGGGCAGAGUUAAAAUAGGUAAGAUUACAAAAAGAAUGGGAAAAGUAGUUUUAUGAUUCAAUUAGAGAAGCAAACUUAAAUGGGAUGGGAUCAGUUUGCAAAGUAGGUACCAUUAAAGAUACUGAACUGUGGGUGACACCCUUUUGUUUGAAUUCUAACUUUUUACUUCGUUCCUAUUAAAACAGACACAAAGUUUGGAGGAAGGCUUACAAAAAUAAAAUGAAGAGAUGCGGUUCACAAGGAACAUGUGUAAGCCAACAUUAAAUGUGGUUUGGUUCUGUUGGGUAACACAUUUAUUUAGAAAUGCUCCACUAAAGAAUGUUUUCCAUUCAAUGAAUAACAGUUCCAAGGGUGUAUAUUGCAAUUUUCUACGGACUUCAUUAUGUGAAAGCAAAUAGUUUCCAUGUUCACAGGAAUCAACUUUUCUUUAAUUUUGACCCAGAAAUGACUGACAGAUAUUUAAGAGUGCAAGAUCAAAAGGGAAAAAGAUAAUCCACCAACGAGAUCUUCUUUCACAUUACAACAUAUUCAGUAUAAAUAAGAGAGUUGCUUAGUGAGAUGCUUAAAAGGAAAACAUAUUACUAAGGAUGCCUUGUACUAUAACCACUACACUAUUUCAUACGCUUACCAAUGGUCCCAUUGCCUGGAAGAAAAGCACAGAUAAUGACAACUGAUGAUAGAAUGUUACCUCUUGUAAUUGAGAGCCAUCC
Messenger RNA from Oldenlandia corymbosa var. corymbosa, 3662 nucleotides. Lineage: Eukaryota; Viridiplantae; Streptophyta; Magnoliopsida; Gentianales; Rubiaceae. The record is from the annotation of a GenBank genome assembly.